AGUACAAAUAGAUGUAAUCUAUCAUAGCUUAUGUAAUGUCCAUGAGGGUCAUGACACUGCAUUUAUCCUCAAGAGAUGCUUUUGAUACCAUAAGUGAUCAUGUGAUUACUGAUAAUGAUUAUUCUGUGGGUUCUACCUGUCAGGUACUGUAGUAUCAGCCUACAAGAGAUAAUGUUCGGUUCUGUGUUAAACAGUUGUGCUUUCUGGGUUGUGGUAGUCUUACUUGUGACACUCAAGUUGUACAUCAAGUUGAUGACUGGGAUAUGCCGAAGCCAGAAACAGCUGAAUGGGAAGACUGCCAUUGUUACUGGAGCAAACACUGGUAUUGGAAAGGAGACGGCCCUUGAUUUGGCGUGUAGAGGAGCUAAGGUGAUCCUUGCCUGCAGAGACUUGAAACGUGGGAGAAAAGCUUGUAGUGAGAUUAUUGCGCAAAGUCACAACUCAAGAGUUGAGGUCCGUCAGCUGGACCUGAGUUCUCUAACUUCAGUCCGCCAGUUUGCACAUGACAUUAUCAGAACAGAGUCACAUCUAGAAAUUCUUAUCAAUAAUGCGGGUGCAGGGGGACUUGGACCAAAUCGAACAGCUGAUAAUCUACAAAUUGGGAUUCUAGUGGGACUGUUGAAGAAGUCAGCUCCUAGCAGAAUUGUGAUGGUUUCAUCUAUGGUACAUAAAUAUGCAAAAUUUGACUUGGACAAUCUCAACUCUGAAAAGUGGUUUAAUGAUUUCCAAGUGUACAACUGCAGUAAGCUAGCCAAUAUUCUUGUAGCCAAUGAAUUAUCCAGGAAGUUGAACGGCACAGGCGUGACUGUCAACAGUUUGCAUCCUGGAGUAGUGGUAACAGACAUCAUGCGGCAGUUGCCACAGCCCAUUUACUACAUUACUAAGUUCAUCAUGUCAUUUUUCUUCAAGGAUACUAAAGAAGGUGCACAAACUUCCAUCUACUUGGCAGUUUCUGAAGAAGUAGAAGAAGUGUCUGGCAAAUAUUUUUCAGAUUGCAAGGAAGCAAAUAUGUCAAAGGAAGCAAGGGACGAGGGUCUAGCCAAGAAACUAUGGGAGAAGAGUGAGGUUCUGGUUAGACUUAAGCCAGAAGAAAUAGAUUUAUAAUGACAAAUUUAUAAGAAUUUAACUCUUUCUGUC
This is a messenger RNA of Zootermopsis nevadensis, 1137 nucleotides long. NCBI's taxonomy places the organism in Eukaryota, Metazoa, Arthropoda, Insecta, Blattodea, Termopsidae. The record is from RefSeq and is a predicted model, not a curated record.